Messenger RNA from Cryphonectria parasitica EP155, 1464 nucleotides. RefSeq lists its product as uncharacterized. NCBI's taxonomy places the organism in Eukaryota, Fungi, Ascomycota, Sordariomycetes, Diaporthales, Cryphonectriaceae. The coding region runs from base 1 to 1464 and encodes 487 amino acids. The transcript is spliced from 2 exons. The record is from RefSeq and is a predicted model, not a curated record.
AUGAUCCCAACAGUGGGGAGGAGCGGGAGGCUGAUCUUCUGUGUCAGCCUCGCCAGCCUCGCCCUGCUUUGGAGCUGCCGCCUGCCUCGUCUCUGUAUCUUUGACCAAUUCUCUGGGGGUCAGGUCAUCAUCGGCGGGCCGGAUCUCUCUGCUCCGGAUGCACCUUUUAUCUCGUGGCCACUGGCCCGCGUCUGCACCGAGACAACCAGGUGGACACCGGGCCUGGUGUUCCUCUGUGAUAACAACUCUGGUGGCAUCGGAAAUAUAAGAAACUUCAUACUCACGUGCCUCCGAUAUGCCAUCGAGGCCGGCGCCACAGGCAUCACCAUGCCGACGAUCCAGACGAGGUCGCCCAGCCGGCUAGAUGACCUGUUCAUCGGCAAGAAGCUGCCCUUUUCCUACUUUUUCGAUGAGGAGCACUUCCGCCAGAGCUUACACGCCGCCUGUCCCCAGAUAACCAUCUACGACGCGCCUGAGGACAUACCAGGCUUAGACAUGGGCAACGAAGGUGAAGAAGAGGGACGCAGGGGCGAUGUGAGGCCCGACAUGAUCACGCCUAACCGUCUGGGCCAGAGAGGCGGUUGUGACCAGCGCGAUCUCAACCGCCACGCCGACCUCUUUGGUCCCCGGUUGCACGCCUGGCUGGGCGAGAAACAGGAGCGGCUCAGCCAGGACCCCAUCAGCCCGUCCAACCCGAAGCUGAUCCGCUUCAACUGGGGCGUGCAGUGGACGUUUCCCGUGUACCGAGACGGGCCCGAGUUCGUCGCCACGUUUGGUGGGUUGCUCAGAUUUCGCGCCGAUAUCCUGGAGCUGGGCUACAAGACGGUUGCGGCCAUGAAUUCACUGGCCGCCCUGUCCGCCUCGCAUCCGACUACGCCAGAACAGACAGAAGAAGAAGAAGAAGAAAAGAAAGAAGCCGCCAAUAAUGCAUCUUCUUCCUUCAUCGGCAUCCACCUGCGCACCGAGAGCGACGCCCUGAGCAGCUGGCCCUCGUUUCACGACCAGACCAGCGCCUAUCUCGCCAGGGCGUCCACGCUGCGUUCCCCGCCGCCCAGGUUCGCGUACCUGGCCACGGGGAACGCGACUGAGGCGGCCCGACUCGCCUCUCUCGCGCUGGAGGAGCACGGCCUGCGCGUCCUGACCAAGCACGAGCUCCUGGCUGGCCAAAAGGAGGGGGAGGAGGAGGAGAGCCGGGACCUGCUGGAGCGGCUGGGGGCUCUGAGCUGGGACCAGCAGGCCCUGGUGGACUUUGUGGUGCUGCUGCAGGCUGAGUACUUCCUGGGCGUGAGUCCUAGCUCUUUUAGCCUGAAUGUUGCGCUGAAGAGGCAUCUGAAGCAUGACGGGCUCUACACGAGGCCUUGGAGGGUUGGUGUUGAGGGGGGUGAUGGGAGGAGCUGGCUUGUGGGCAGGUUUGAUGGAUACUGGGAUGACUGGUUGUUCAUGUACGACUCUCUGUGGCCUUGA